Messenger RNA from Gekko japonicus, 1326 nucleotides. It is a transcript of the gene RXRA, whose product is annotated as retinoid X receptor alpha. Gene Ontology annotation, molecular function: nuclear steroid receptor activity; nuclear receptor activity; retinoic acid-responsive element binding. The coding region runs from base 94 to 1326 and encodes 410 amino acids. Gene Ontology annotation, cellular component: nucleus; RNA polymerase II transcription regulator complex. Lineage: Eukaryota; Metazoa; Chordata; Lepidosauria; Squamata; Gekkonidae. The transcript is spliced from 10 exons. Gene Ontology annotation, biological process: negative regulation of transcription by RNA polymerase II; anatomical structure development; cell differentiation. The record is from RefSeq and is a predicted model, not a curated record.
GGAAAGCAAGGGGCUGCAGCAUCUGUGGCGAACACAGAUUUUUCCACGCAAGUCAAUUCCCCCUCCUUGAGCUCUCCGACCGGCCGUGGGCCUAUGACCGCGCCUUCCCUCCAUCCGUCCAUCGGGCCUGGCAUCGGUUCCUCCUUGGGGUCUGCAAGCCAACUGCACUCAUCCAUCAGCGCCCUGAGUUCCCCCCUCAAUGGCAUGGGGCCUCCUUUCUCGGUCAUCAGCUCCCCAAUGGGGUCUCACUCAAUGUCUGGACCGUCCACCCCGGGCCUUGGCUUUGGAACUGGCAGCCCACAGCUCAGUUCCCCCAUGAACCCAGUGAGCAGCACAGAGGACAUUAAGCCCCCUUUGGGCCUCAAUGGAGUCCUUAAAGUACCAGUCCACCCUUCGUCAGCCAUGGCCUCCUUCACCAAGCACAUAUGUGCGAUCUGUGGGGACAGAUCUUCAGGUAAACAUUAUGGCGUGUACAGCUGUGAGGGUUGCAAAGGCUUCUUCAAGCGGACAGUGCGCAAAGACUUGACAUACACCUGCCGCGAUAAUAAGGACUGCUUGAUUGACAAGCGCCAGCGGAAUCGGUGCCAGUAUUGCCGGUACCAGAAAUGCCUUGCGAUGGGCAUGAAGAGGGAAGGGAUGGAGCACCAUCCAUCCCGGCCCACAAGACUCCCAGGAAGGCAGGAAGAACAAGCGGUGCAGGAAGAGAGGCAGCGGGGGAAAGACCGCAACGAGAACGAGGUCGAGUCAACGAGCAAUGCAAAUGAGGACAUGCCUGUGGAGAAGAUUUUAGAAGCCGAGCUGGCAGUGGAGCCAAAGACGGAGACGUACAUCGAAGCAAACAUGGGCCUGACUCCAAACUCGCCCAAUGACCCCGUCACCAACAUAUGCCAGGCGGCAGACAAGCAGCUCUUCACCUUGGUGGAGUGGGCGAAGAGGAUCCCCCAUUUCUCAGAGCUGCCCUUGGACGACCAAGUAAUCCUGCUCAGGGCUGGUUGGAAUGAAUUACUUAUCGCCUCCUUUUCUCAUCGGUCCAUAGCUGUGAAAGAUGGAAUCCUUCUCGCCACCGGCCUCCAUGUCCACCGGAACAGCGCUCACAGUGCGGGGGUUGGCGCCAUCUUCGAUAGAGUAUUGACGGAACUCGUGUCCAAAAUGAGGGACAUGCAGAUGGACAAGACGGAACUGGGGUGCCUCAGAGCCAUCGUCCUCUUCAACCCAGACUCAAAAGGUCUUUCCAAUCCCACUGAGGUAGAGGCUCUCCGUGAGAAGGUGUAUGCGUCGCUGGAGGCCUACUGCAAACACAAGUACCCCGACCAGCCUGGGAGGUGA